CAGGCUGUGCCGGACUAAUCCUCAUGUGAUGCACUCUCUUGGUGAGGAAAUCAAAGGCUUCACAAAGAACAAGCUGAAGAAACAAUGCACCCGGGUAACAACUUUAUCAGGGAAGAGGAUUAUAGAGACUUGGAAAGAUUCAGUGGUGCAAGUUGUAGAUGACCCAGAGCAACGAGAUGGCUCAGGCUGUGGGUAUGUGCAAGACCUUAGUACGGACCUGCAGGUUGGAGCCGUCAAGCCUUGGUUGCUGCUUGGAUCACAGGAUGUAGCACAAGAUCUGGAUGUACUGAAAAAAUAUAAGGUCACUCACAUCUUGAACGUAGCUUACGGAGUGGACAAUGCUUUUCCAAAUGAAUUCACUUACAAAAAAAUGUCUAUCUUGGACCUUCCAGAGACGGACAUUGCUUCCUUUUUCCCAGAAUGCUUUAAUUUUCUAGAAAAUGUAAAACUACAGAAUGGAGUGGUGCUUGUCCACUGUAACGCAGGAGUUUCCCGUGCGCCAGCAAUUGCUAUUGGUUUCUUAAUGUAUGAUGAGAAGAUUAAUUUUGCCAGAGCCUUUUCCAUAGUGAAAAAUGCAAGGCCUGCAGCAUGCCCGAAUCCUGGCUUCAUGGAGCAACUUCAUAAAUACCAAGAAAUUAAUAAAAGACCAGAAGAUAUACAUGAAAAGACAGAUUAAUAUUUUCUCUGUCAUUUUCAGAAAUUGUAACCAUUGUGUUAUCUAGAUUUUGGACUGCAGUGCUUUUAUAUUUAUUUCAUUUUUUUUUUUUUUUUUUGAAAUUGCAAAUAAACAAAAAUAGAGUUUUUUACACUUGUUUUGAAGAGUUUUAAUGUUAGUUUAGUUGUAUAGAACACUUGUCGACUAAACCAGUUUUUAUGAAUGCUCUCAGCAGUUCUGGCUGACUGAGCAUUUUGGGUUUCCUGUCAGGUAGGUUUUUAAUGAACUGACACAUUUAUCAAACAAAAUACCUUUUGGUUUCAUCAAAAUGUGUUUGAGCAUCAGCAUGUAGAAAUUUCAGCCAUUCGAAUCCUUACUCCCCAAUGCAAACAACAUGCUGCAGAAAAAUGAUUCAAACUCUAAGAGAUUUUUAAAUCUUAAAUGCUCAAUAUAUUUUAUCCAUCAUUACCACUUAAUAAAAAUAUUGGGUUAUGAUAAAUUGGCACCUGUGGGUAAAUUCUAAAAACUGGUAAAUUAAACUAUUACUAUUAAUUAUUUAAUGGUGAAUGACCCGUUUAACUCCCAAGCUAUGUGGCCUGGGUGUUCAUUUUCACUCUGCCAACCCUAUUUUUUAUAUAAGCUUUAGUCUGUAAAUGCUGUAUUUCUAACCUGUAAACUUACAGAACAUUAAUAUAUGUGUACCUGAACUUGAAUCCAAGCUUACUACUAAGCUCGUAAAUAAGGCCAGCCUUUGAUAGCCCUCUUGUUUCUAGAUGGAGACAAAGCCUCUUGGAAAGUAGCGAGAACAGGGACACCUAGUGAUAGGAAUGGGUAAAUCAAUUUAUUUACAUUAAUAACUGUUAUUAAACAACCCAACUACUCUGUCUCCUGGCAACACUGUUCAUUAUAUUAAUGGGAGAGGGAAAUUAAAUUCAGAUUUUUACUAAAAAGGAAAUUCUUGUGGGUGUAAGCUUUCGAGGCUGACACAAAUGCUUUUCACAUUAGGUGCUUGUUUUAUAUUACUGUACAUAUAUUUUCAUUUGAUGUUUACUGGUGCAACCGACCCAGCUGCAAAUGUAUUUAUUUAUAAAAAUAAUUCUAUAUUGUCUAAAUAACAACCUUAAACAAAUUGCUUUAAAUGUUCCAAGUAAAAGGUUCCAGCGGAGAACAAAGUUGAUAAAUAUUAUUAAUUAAAUAAACAUAAAAUGUCUCUUUGGUGA
Molecule: messenger RNA, 1875 nt
Organism: Xenopus tropicalis (tropical clawed frog)
Lineage: Eukaryota; Metazoa; Chordata; Amphibia; Anura; Pipidae
Gene: dusp19
Product: dual specificity phosphatase 19
Molecular function (GO): hydrolase activity; protein tyrosine phosphatase activity; protein serine/threonine phosphatase activity
Source: RefSeq, marked provisional